CUGCCAUAGGUGUGUACCAUGUCAGGGGGCUGCAAGGCUAGGGAUGAGUGAAAACGAAGCAGGGAAGUAGAUGGAGAGGAAAAUGGCAUCUACCCUGUGCACGUAAAGUCUGCUUCAAAAGGGCCUCCUGAGAGCUGGACAAGUCUGAGCAAGAAUUAAUGGCCCACACCUGGGAAUAAGAGGUGAAUUCUCAAGUAUCCAGGUUUAGUAACUGCCACACCUGUCCUGAAUUCCCAAAAGCAGAAAGGAGGGCUGCAAGGAUUUAGAUAGCUUAGCUCCUGAGUGUACGGUGCCAUGGCUCUGGGCCAAGGCAGCAUAAGUCAGUGCCUGAAAAUCCCCACCCAUCAUUACUGGGGCAUUGCUUGUCACAGGACAGGCUCUCCUGAAGAGCUUUACCUUGUUCACAUGUUAUUAAGAACAGUAAAUAGUUUUAGGCAUUAAUUUUAUCCAGACUUCAAAACAGUUCUUCAGAACAGAAGCCUAAAAUAAGUACCCUGCAGAAAAGCAGUGAAAUUGGAGGUAUAUUCUCGUGGUGUUGGGAGAAUGAGGACACAAACUUCUUUCUGAUCACUGGCUUUGUUGUCUGCAUGACCUCUGACAUACCAUAACAAGCUCAAUGAAGAGAUAUUGAGAGCUUGUCACUUGACAGGGGACGGUGCACUUGACUGGACCCAGGCCCUCUUGUGCUCAUGGAAGGGAGCAGAAAAUUAGUCACUUUUGCCUGGCUCACACAGCCUGCGUGGGAGGGCAGACUCAGAUGGUGUGCUUACCUCAGGUGGUGUUUCUGCACCUCACUGGCCUUAAAAAACAACUUAGCACAGAGGAAAUGCACAGAGGAAGUUCUCCUCGUCCUGAGUUGCUCGGACCCUGUGUGCAGUUCUCCUGCAUCAGGCAGGAUUUCUUUGGACACAAGUUCUUAUGCAAUUAAGAGAUCAACUCAUUUGAUCAGGAGUUUUGCCCAAGGAAAGAAUUCAGGAUCAGCAAUAUUACGACAAAGCUUGUGUCGGUGACUUAAAGGGGAAUAGGCUGCCCGUGUAAACACGGGAGCACAAGGGGUAGCACGCAGAGGAGAGGGUGAUGGGAGCAGAAGAGGUAGCACACAGGGGAGGUGAUAGGAGCACAGCUCUGCAGAACACUGAGCCUGCUCUUGAAGGCUGCAAUCCAUCCCGUGCCAGCAGCCACUUGGCAGAGGCUGAAACUUGACCUGCUGAAGCACAGUGUCUUCCCUGAAGCCUGUUUCUCUGUGUAGCCAGGAUAUGCUGAAUGCAGACGUUCCGAAGAGGACCUUGCCGAGGUGUGUACAAGCCCUGAACCCUUCAGAGCCCGGAGUGAAUGUGGCCAGUCACAGCAGCUGCCCAGGGUGCUGAGAACCCUGCUCCAGGGCACAGGCAAUGCUUUGAAGUCAGCACAGUCCCGCUGGAAGUGUGCUUUGGCAGUUGGAGGGGAGGACUGCUCACCAGGAAACCGAGUUCUUCAAGCUUUAGGGUCUGGAUUUUAUGGGAGUGUGAUCCCUUCAGAAAUGUCCUCUGCUUGUCAGAGACACCUGGUUAUGAUCAACUCUUACUGCUCUUCGGAUUGAGGCUUGUUUUAUCUACAGCGUCAGACUGCAGCAUGAGCAGAAGAACAUCCAUCUGGAGGUCCUGAAAGAAUAAUGUCCACAGUGCAUACAAGAACUACUUAGAGUGAUGAAGUCUAAGCCAUGCUCUACCAUCUUCUUUUUUAAAAUCUGAAGAGGUCAGCAAAAGAGACCAGUGCAGCUGCCUUUUGUUUUGAAUUGUGAGCACUUCUCCUGCCCCCCAGAGCUCCCAGACAGCGAGGUCUGCUUUGAGAUGGAAGAACAGCACCCUCAAGAGUUGACAAUGCUGCUUCGGGGACCCGGAGCCUGCAUCACACACCUCCUCAGUCGGUGAAAGCCGCCCCUGGCACACACAUCCGAGGCAAUGGGAACAAACAUUUUUUCCCGAGGUUAGAUUUGAAAUAUUUGGUAUCAAUCACUGCUGGUAUGAAAGUGGAAAUUGGCGUUUAUGCGUGUCUGAAGGAGGUGAGGUUGUAAAUGGUUUAUUUGCCUUCAAAGGAGGAGGCACAAUAAAAAGAUGAAGAAUUCUCUUGUUGGUCUAAGUCUGGGAACCUCAUUUUAUACCACAGUAAACCAGCUUGGACAGGAAUUUAUGUUUUCGUGUAGAAAGAGGUUAUUUAAAAGUUCUUAACUCGGAUAAAAAGGGUCUGUGUGGAAAAAAAAAAGUACUGAGCAAACCAGUCCUUAAAUUGUGGGGACUUGUUUGUUAAUUACUGUAAUUAGGAAUGGAAUCUGAUCCUAAACUUUCUGAUUUACUUUGAAUUCCUUUUAAUAUGUGGUUAGGCCUUAAUUUCAGAAUGAUUAUAAAAUGUGAGAGCCUUUUAAGACUACAGAGGCGUGGGUAUUGUUACUGAAUGACAAGCUUACUUGCACGCUUCUGCUGCUUCCUGCAGCACUGGCCUGUGAGUGGAGAUGUCCACAGCCUGCUCCUCUUUCUGCCGCCUUCAGAGAUAGGAGGCCUGCAGAAGCUCCAUUAAUUGCCUCCCAUCCAGGUGAUAUUCACCCUAGCAGGGAAAAAGCCUAGCCCUGGGUUUGUCCCUUUUCUGUGAAUUGGUUCACUUGAGUAGGUCAAGCAGAGUUUGGGCAGCUAGGGACAUUUUCCUUUCCCAAACUCACUCCUAUCACAGAACAGAGCAGUGUGGUGGUUGCUGAGGCAGUGCCACAGCCCCCUGGCCCACUAUGCCGCAGUGCCAGGCACUGCUGCAGAUCCUGACUGCAUGCAAAAGAGUUCAGGCUUUCAUGUGGUUUUUUGGGCAAUGCUGAAGGGUGAGAUAGUGAAAAGCAUUUUCGGGAGUCUGUUUCCCUGCUGUAGUCACAGAACCCACUCCUGAGGGCAUACUGGAAGGGGGCUCCUCUGGCUGGUUUUGCUGCUCAGAGAGAGCUUCAAAAGCCUCUUGUGUGAUACACACCAUGGCUUCCCGGUGCAGCCUGCUUCUGUUUCCUCUUCAGGACGUUGUCAGCUACUUUGUAUCACAAGGAAUCUGUCAAACCCUUCCUGAGCAAGGAAUCUGCUCUCACAAGCUUCAGUUAUGCCAGGACAUCCAGAACUGUGAAUUCCAGCAAGUUGGGUUUCUUUCUCCAGCCUUUUACAUUUGAGUCGUUUUCCCUGGAAAUCUUCCUGCAGCAGUGUUAAGCUUGCACCUGCUCCAAGGGCCUGGACUUAUCCUUUCUCUGUCAUUUUCAAAAGAAUCUUCUGGAUGAACAGAGCUAAAGGCCUGUGGGGCUUCCUGAGGUGCAUUCAGAAGGUGUCCAGGGGAGGACAAACUCAUCUGCUCCUCAGGCUGCGAGAGAUGGAGACAAAAUGAGAAAUGAGCCUUCUCACCCCCUGCCGAGCUGCUUUGAAACGAGGGCUCGGAUGUCUGUGACUUUACCCAGUAAGGUACCCUGCCGCCCUGAGAGAGCAGCGCGCUGCCGGGACACGCAGCUCCUCUCUCCGAUCCCGCCGUGCCGAACAUCGAUCUCCUCCCAAGUCACCAGCAGCGGGAUCCUAGGAAGGCGAGCAGCAUCUCCGCGGCGGCCCCCGGCUGCGCUCGCUCUGACUCGUGUAAGCGCCGGCAGCCGGUCAGGAUUGCGGUAUUUGCCCGUUUACCUCUUCGGGUCGUGCGGGGCUACGGCGGAAGAGCCGCGCCUCUAUCUCGCCUUUCCUGUGUGUGGCGAAGGCCGCGGGGCUGCCUGUGCUGGCAGCGGAGCGCACCUUGCCGGGCUGCUGUCAGCGUGGGGCGGUUGACCCGCAGGUGGCCGGGCUCAGGGCUGUCCCAGCCCGGAAGGACAGGUCCUUCGGGCUCGCUGGACCAACAGUAAGCGCAGGACGGUACAGGACGGCACCCGGCCGAUCUUCACCGAGCGGAACGGAGCCAAGGGGCCCCCGGUGCCCCUGGAGGUGCCCGCCCCUGCCCGCCGGGCGCCGUCCCCAGAUGGUCUCGCUGUAACCGGGAGCGCUCCGCUGCAGUGGGAUGCGGUGCAGCAGCACCUCGGUUCCCGCAGGCUAACAUGGCGGGGCGAGUAAUCCCGGCUGGCCAAAGAUUGGCAUUAACGCGCAAGUGGCGGUGAACUUUGAGACUGCGGAUCGCAGGGCUGGGAGCGGGCGCUGGAAAUGCACCAACCGCUUUCGGCCGCUCUGCCCCGCCGAGCGGCCCCGGGUAGAGAGAGCGCAAAGUCCCUCGCCGCUUUCGCGGGCCUCUUAUCAGCGCCGAGCCUCCUCGGCGGGCGUAGUCCAGCGCCUGAGUUCAGGGCGGCGGGACGAGGGGGAGGUGCUGGGGCGUGCGGCGGCUGCCGGGGGCGGGCAGGCGGCGCUGCCCCGGUGGGGCGCUAUAAGACCCGGGUGCAGCGGUCAGGGCCUCCCCGCAGGAGGCUGGCGCUAGGGGGCGACCCGCGGGGCCGGCGGGGUAUAAAAGCGGCCGCGCGGCCGCGGCAGCCACUGGCAGCGCGGCGGCAGCGAGCGGGGCUCGGCCGUGCCGGGCGGGGACGGGCUCAGGGAGUGCCGAGCGGUGCCGAGCCGAGCAGCACCGUGCUUCACCGUGCCGCACCAUACCGCACCGUACCGCGGUGCCGUUCGCCGCAGAGGACAGGGGUGCCGCGGGCUUGGUAGAGCCGCUGCCGUCGCCCUGUCCGAAAACUGGAUUGCAGGAGCCCUUCACCAUGCCCGGCAGACUGUAGGUGCUUCAUGGAGCAAGCCAACUUCUACGAGGUCGAUUCCCGGCCCCCGAUGAGCAGCGGCCAGCACCACCAGCUCCAGACUCCCCUGCCCGGCAGCGCCUACAGUUACAGAGAGGCUACCUCGGCGGCGGCACCUGCUGCGGGCGGCGCGGAGCUCGGCGACAUUUGCGAGAACGAGAACUCCAUCGACAUAAGCGCCUACAUCGACCCCGCUGCCUUCAACGACGAGUUCCUGGCCGAUCUCUUUCAGCACAGCAAACAGCAGGAGAAAGCCAAGGCUAUCCUGGCCGGAGAUUUCGACUUCCACAACAUGCAUGGGGCCGGCACCGCCGCCUCGGCGCCGGGGCACCAGCAGCAGCACCACCAGCAGCCGCUCUUCGGCUGCAUGGCCGGCUACAUGGACGGCAAGCUCGACCCCCUGUACGAGCGCAUCGCCGCGCCUGGCCUGCGGCCGCUGGUGAUUAAACAGGAGCCCCGCGAGGAGGAGGAGGUGAAGGCGGCGGCCCUGUCAGCCCUGUACCCCCACCACGCCCCGCAGCAGCACCCGUCCCACCUGCAGUACCAGAUCGCCCACUGCGCCCAGACCACCAUGCACCUCCAGCCCGGGCACCCCACGCCGCCCCCCACGCCCGUGCCCAGCCCGCACCACCCGCACCACCCCGGCGGCCUGCCCGCCGCCAGCGCCCUCAAGAUGAUUCCCGCGGACCACCGGAGCAAAUCGAAAAAGACAGUGGAUAAGAACAGCAACGAGUACCGGGUGCGCCGGGAGCGCAACAACAUCGCGGUGCGCAAGAGCCGGGACAAGGCCAAGCAGCGCAACGUGGAGACGCAGCAGAAGGUGCUGGAGCUCACCACCGACAACGAGCGACUGCGCAAGCGGGUGGAGCAGCUCACCCGGGAGCUGGAGACUCUGCGGGGCAUCUUCAGGCAGCUGCCCGAGAGCUCGCUGGUGAAGGCCAUGGGCAGCUGCGCCUAGCGCCGAGCUGCGCCGGGACUGCGGGGCCACCCCCACUCACCUAAUAGAUCCUACACGUACCGGAUUGUUCCGGGAGGGAGGAGUAAGAGGGGGGUGGGUUUUGGUUUUGUUUUGUUUGUUUGUUUGUUUAACAUUUAACGACCAAUACAAGAAGCCAGGCAGCUGUAGUAUUAAAAGGUCUGUGCCUUAGGGAUGACACACGAAUAAGCUGAAAACAUGGUGGGUGUUCUAAGUGGAAAGGUGAGGGAACGAAGACAUUGAAAAGCCCACAUGUCUACACAGGGUAAAUAACAAUAAUAAUAAUAGUAAUAAAGCAUGCAUAGCAAUCCAGAUGUGCCUUAAAAGCUGGCUGCAGGAGCUCUGGCACUUUCUGUCCCCCCCCAGCCUGCCAAGGCACAAGGAAGAAGGGUGCAGAAUGUGCGGGCUUUGGGACAGGGCAUCUGGAGAUGCCAGCCGGGCCUCCCCAGCCAGCCUGCAGUGCAGCAGGCAGGGGUAGCUGUGGAGAGGACGUCGAGAAGAGGACUAAGGCAGAGAGAUGUGCAGUGCUGGUUGCCCACUCCAAGCACUGAGGUGUGGGGCAGCUGCCAGGCUGCUGCCCGGACUGCCUCAGCCUGGCUGGGCUGCCCUUGCCAAACCCUGCCCUUGCCUUGGCCGGGAGCAGGGCAGAAGCUGCUGCUGCUGCAGGAGUGAUGGACAGCUUGGGACUGCUGGAGCAGCAGUGAGUGAGGGAGUGUGGUGAGCUCCCUCCACCAAAAAAAGAGCAGCAAUGUCUCGUACUGUAUGUCACAACGUGGCGAAGCACAAUGAAUAAAUACCUAUUGAUGCGGGUAUUUACUAGGAACUUCCGUGUAUUUUGCUUUAUUCCAGGACAUUGAGCUCCUCUCCAAGUCUGUCUGCCCAAGCCGUGCCUCAUGUAAUGUGAAAGCCUUUCUGUGUAUACUAGCUACACUUUGUUUUUGUUGUGUUACUCGGAUCUUUGCCGUCACACGACUUUCUUAUCUGGCGACAGAGACUAUGCCCUUGUGCUGCAAUGUUAUUUUAUUAUUCGGGUGGGUGAGUGAGUGUGAAUGUGUGUUGCUGCCUUCACGUUGCCCAGGGCUGGAUGCUGCUCACUGACCCCCCAAGGCAGGGGUGCCUGGGUGGGGCCGUGAGGCUGCAGAAUGCCCACAGUGGGGCAAGAAGGCUUAUCCCUGGUACUGCAGCACCUUUAGACCCUGGAGCUUCUCCCAGGGUGAGAGCAAAAUAAACAAUCGGGCCCCCUUCCAGGGAGCACUGGUAGCCGUGCAGAGUGUCUCUUCCUAAUGUCUUAGCUGUGCAAGCAUCCAUUCAGUAGAGACAGCCACGAGGAAGAGAAGGAGCUGGAGCAGUGAGGCUGUUGAGGAGCAUGGCAGCAGGGGCCAGUGCCAAGGGUGUGUGUGCAUGCCGUGUGUCUGAGGGGUGCGUGGCUCUGUGCACACCCAUGUAUAUGCACGCACCUUGGGGGGUUGUUUGGGCUGAGGGGGGAGGGAACUGCAUAUAAAACGUGUUGGAAGUCCUGGUUAUGUUCAUAAAUAAACAGCAUAUAUUCUACCAUAACCUUCCACCUCUGCUGCCAGUUCUUGUCUCUGUAG
Molecule: messenger RNA, 7318 nt
Organism: Pogoniulus pusillus (Red-fronted tinkerbird)
Lineage: Eukaryota; Metazoa; Chordata; Aves; Piciformes; Lybiidae
Gene: CEBPA
Product: CCAAT enhancer binding protein alpha
Exons: 4
Coding region: 4740-5708 (322 amino acids)
Biological process (GO): DNA-templated transcription; regulation of transcription by RNA polymerase II
Molecular function (GO): RNA polymerase II cis-regulatory region sequence-specific DNA binding; DNA-binding transcription factor activity, RNA polymerase II-specific
Source: RefSeq, a predicted model, not a curated record